AUGUUUAAUCCCAUCCGCAAGCUCUUGAGUUUCUGGAGCGCCGCCGACGCGAGCGUCACCACAUCGUCCAACGACGCAUCAACCAAGGAUGUAGCGACUGAGAGCACUGCGUACCGCGCCGCCUGCAAUCAUGCCGCACCUCCUACACGAUACGCCAGCGGCGAGUUCAACACCACACCGUCUCCGCCGCCCAAUGCUGCGCUAUCCGCAUACCUGUUCUCACAAGUGAAGAACACCAACACGUCUACAUCGAGAAUUAGGGUUAACAUCCCGCCACCGCCCUUUCCCAUGUUUAGUGCGCCGACUGGCAACGCGAACAGCGACUCUUCUACCGCAUCGGACGACAUCGAUAUGCCAGAUGCAACACCGAUGUCACCUCUGACACCUCCAAAAACACCUUCCCGUGAUGGUGAUGAUAUCCGACGUUCGGUCGAGACACCAACCCAAGAAGACGUUCACGGUGCAACGGCUGAAGACGAUGACACUAGCGAGUCGCGCAACGACACGACCGCACCUCCAUCUCCGGAGCGUGACAGCCGUACUCCUUCCCCACCACCGCGCCAACAAGACCGCCAGCCUACAACACCCACAUCAGAGCCCGCACCAACCUGGCUAGACGAAAUCGUCAUCGAAGAAGACACCCCCGAGAACGCCCUCCCAGUCGGCUACAUGGGCACCUUCCGCGGAAGCCGCCACUUCAUCCCCGAGUACCCCGGCAUGAAACGCUGCAGCAACCAAGUCACUCACCUCCUCCUCUGCGGCCACUGGAUCGCCAGCACCGAGCCCUGCGGCGCCAACUGCAAGAAGCAAGACCACAGCCACAAACAGUUCAAAUGCCCAACCUGCAACGACAUCGUCCGUAACAUCCUCAUGGGAUCUUUCCAACCCGCGGACUCGAUGAGACUGAGGGAGUUCAGGAAGCAGAAAGAUAUCAAGUUUCUGGCUUGCUGUGUCGAGGCGGUUGUGAGGGCUGCACCGGAAAUUAAGAAUGGGGUUACGGAGGCUGUGGCUGGGUUUCUCUGCACGGAUUCUGGGCGGGAGUGUGAGGGGGCGGAGAAUCCUGAUCCGAGUGGGAAUGAUACUAUUGAGGAGAUUGUAAGGGAUAUGCAGGAGCGGCAUGAGCGGAAGCAGCGUGAGAAGAGGGCGAGAGAGGAGGAGGAGGAGUUGAAUAUGCAUGAGAAGAGGGCUAGGGAUGAGGAUGCGAGGGAUGGGAAUACCGAUAAGGAAACACGCUCGAACGGGGAUACACCGGGGGGUCGUAAGCAUGAGCGAAACGACGCAUCCGCGGGUGAGAACGAGACGCAGGAUACUUCACCUCCUACCAACAAGAAGCGCAAGACGUCCCUGGAAACCCACCGCGAGCCCAUCACACCAUCUACCCGCGGCACGAAGCGUCGUUCCCCAUUCUCUCCCUCCUCAUCACCUUUCUCCUCCUCCUCCCCCACCGCCUCACCCUUCGCCUACCUCGCCAACUCCAGGCCCCCCUCCCCACCAUAUCCAUCACCACCACCCCCGAAGAAGAGGGUCUUCGAGAAGCCCGAUCCCGCGUUCGGCGAAGCCAGCUUCGUCAUCGCGCCGCCUCAUGUCGUCGGACCGCUUAUGCGAAAGCGGCAUGCCGAUGUUUAUGUUGAGGGGGAUAUUGAGCGGGAGAGUAAGCGCAGGAGGAGUCAAGAGAAUGAAGUGAAUGAAGUGGAGGGUGAAAGGGGAGGGGAGGGGAUGGGGAGCGAGAGGAUGAGGGCGAAGAGUUUUGAGACUUUUAGGAGGGCGUGGGAUGGGAGGGAGGAGGAUGAGGAGGGGGAGUGUGAGUUGUAG
Messenger RNA from Alternaria viburni, 1812 nucleotides. RefSeq lists its product as uncharacterized. The coding region runs from base 1 to 1812 and encodes 603 amino acids. The transcript has a single exon. NCBI's taxonomy places the organism in Eukaryota, Fungi, Ascomycota, Dothideomycetes, Pleosporales, Pleosporaceae. The record is from RefSeq and is a predicted model, not a curated record.